This is a messenger RNA of Dufourea novaeangliae, 3348 nucleotides long. It is a transcript of the gene Cad99C, whose product is annotated as protocadherin-15-like. Lineage: Eukaryota; Metazoa; Arthropoda; Insecta; Hymenoptera; Halictidae. The record is from RefSeq and is a predicted model, not a curated record. Gene Ontology annotation, cellular component: catenin complex; plasma membrane. Gene Ontology annotation, molecular function: cadherin binding; calcium ion binding. Gene Ontology annotation, biological process: homophilic cell-cell adhesion.
AGUCCCGAAGAUCCGAAGCCUACAUACACGUUCGAGUUAACGACCAACUUUUUCGCAAUCGAUCCUUCCGGAAUACUGGUCGUAAACGAGGAGAAUUUAGACCGAGAUCCUCCGAGUCCCGGUCGUUUCCGGUUUCAGGUGGUUGCCAGAGAAAAAACGGGUGUCGCCGCUUCCGCGCCAUUAUCGUUCGUGGUAACGUUGAACGACGUUAAUGACAAUGCCCCUAUGCUUCCUAUGACGGCUCCCAUCACUGUUCAAGCUGGAGAAACAAAACAGUUGGUCACGAAGGUUGAAGCAACGGACAACGAUGAUGGAGAGAACGCUGAAAUAACAUACAGUAUUUACCAUGUGUCGAACAACGGUCUGCAUAAAUUUAAAAUCGAUCCGAAAACUGGGGUGAUCGAGUCCAUGAGAAAAUUGAACGCGGGCGAACAGUACAGUAUUACGGUGCAGGCGACCGACAAGGGUGGAAAAUAUUCGCAAACGAUCGUGGAAGUGAACGUGAUCCCCGGUCCAAACACCAGAAGUCCUAUAUUUCAACAAUCGGUGUACGAAGUGCAGGUCAGCGAGGGUGCUUCGAUUAAUUCGACGGUCGCAACAAUUACGGCGGUUGAUCCAGAAAACGACCCAGUAUCAUACUCCAUUGUUUCUGGAAACGAUCUUCGGCAAUUCGGGAUCGGUGACAAAUCGGGCGUAAUUACUGUUAUAAGGAAGUUAGACAGAGAGGAUCUGACCCGUUAUCAGCUGCUGAUAAAAGCCGAGGAUUCCGGUAGUCUGUUCAGCACCGCGACGGUAAACAUCAAGGUAACAGAUAUCAACGACAAAAAUCCGGAAUUCGUGGACCUGCCGUACGAGUUCACCGUGAAAGAAGGGGAGGCACGAAAAUUAAUUGGCCGUGUGCACGCCGAGGACGCCGAUGAGGGAAUUAACGCCGAGAUUACGUAUUUCGCGCCUGACGAUAUUCCUUUCACGGUCGACCCCGAUACCGGAGACAUCCUGACGAAAAUUGUUUUGGACUACGAGCAAAAUGACGAGUAUAAAUUCGUCGUCACCGCGAGAGAUGGUGCUCCAGACUAUCGCCUAGCUACUGCCACAGUAACGGUGAAAGUUAUAGAUGUUGAAGACGAAGUUCCUAUUUUCCGUCAAAGUAGCUAUGAGGCCCGAGUCAAGGAAAAUAUACCAGAUUACACUGUUACACAAGUGAUGGCCGAUGAUCCGGAUACAAAGAAGCAAAUUACAUACAUGAUCAGACAAGGGGAUACCGAACUGUUCAGCAUAGAACCGAAGACUGGAGUGAUAAAAACUCUCCGCGGUUUAGAUUAUGAGAGAGAGAACCAGCAUAUUCUCAUAGUUGGUACCGAGGAAAACACCAAUGAUCUACCAGGUUCCACAACUAAGAUUGUGAUCAAUGUUCAGGACGUCAACGACAUUCCGCCAGUGUUCACAUCAGUGCCUCGUCCGAGUACUUUAGACGAUGACGUUCCCAUUGGCACGACGGUCAUUAAUCUUAUAGCAACAGAUUCUGAUGGCACCGCCCCCGGAAAUCAAGUGAGGUACGAAAUCAUCGGCCGUGGAAUAGCCAACAAGUAUUUCGUGAUCGACCCAGACACGGGUGUGUUGCGAAUAAGGGAUGAUCUGCGCAAAGAAACUGACACUGAAUAUCAGGUGGACGUACGCGCGCACGAUAUGGGAGAGCCACAAUUGUCCUCCGUCACAACGGUGCCGAUUUACGUUCGUCACGUUGCCACGGUGGCGCCGGAAAUCGGUCUGGGCUUUGCGGAGAAUUCUUACAACGUCGACGUACCGGAGGACGCCAGCGAUAACACGCUGAUCAAGAUUAUCACGAUCAUUAACAGCCAUACCCACGACACGACCCCGUUGAAAUGCGAGAUCUAUAGCGGCAACGAGAACGGAUUGUUCGAGGCGAACGUCACAGAGGAACGGAAUUGCGCGUUGAAGCUUAAGAGAGGAGCUUUGGAUUACGAAACAACGGAAUCCUAUCAGAUCAAGAUCAAGCUCGAGUCGCUCACGGGAUUGUUGAAUUCUGGAAGAAACACAACAAUGGUGAAGAUUCAAGUUCUCGACGUGAAUGACAACAAACCAGAGUUCGUCUUCCCAGAGAGCAAUAACAAUUUGAUGAAGGGACGUUAUUUCGCCGCGAUUCCACGCGGAGCGCAGUUCGCCUCGACGGUGAUACAAGUGAAGGCCAACGACAAGGAUAACGGGAGAUACGGGAAGCUUGAAUACAAGAUCCACGUGGGCCGAGGAUCAGACUACUUCGCGAUGGACAGUUCCUCCGGAAUAAUUCGAACAACGACGACGUUCGACAACGUGGACUCGAUGGAGCUCCCGUUCAAAUUCGACGUACUCGUCCGGGACAAUCCCAAUUCCACCGACAACUUUAACUCAAUCGUCGCUCCGGUUAUAGUGAAUCUGAUCGGCGAGGAGCAUCUGAUGGGCAUCGAUAGGAUCGCCGUGAGGAAGAAUUUAACGAAGAACGGAACGAUCGAAAUGUAUCCUCAAGAUUCUGAUGUCUGGUUUUAUGCAAUCCAUCCGGACACCGAGGCAAUUUUAGAUAGGAAUAGCACGCGAAUACAGAGAUCGAUUAUAGAAAAAGCAGUGAUGUCGAAUAUCACUUACGAUGUAUCUGUUGUGGUUCGAGCGAACGCGAUCGGCAUCCACGCUCCUGUAAUGCCACCUGAGCCUGUGCGCACGCAAACUGCCAUUGCUUUUAGCGGCGAAGUGUUCCCUUAUGCAUUGAUAAUCAUCGCCUGCGUUAUAUUGAUUCUGGGUAUUGCCGGCAUUAUCUACAUCUGCGUCUCUUGGUCCAGAUACAAGGCGUACAAGGAACGAAUGCAGCGUAUGUACGUGGUGCCUCGUUACGAUCCUGUGUACGUCGAGCCCAAUUUGAAGGAAUAUGAGACACAGGUGCUUCAGAUGAGCGUCCCCGUAGAUGACAACGACAGCUAUAACGAUCUCCAGCUUGAUUUCAGCAAUAAGAACCACGCGUUUAGCUUGGAUAACGUCAGUUAUAUUACCAAAGAUCAUGGAGAAAGCACAGGUCAACAAAGUCCGGUGAGUUCCGAGGCGGCGACCACGGCGCGUGCUUCGAGCAUAGUUGGCACACACGGCGACACGAACAUCCAUUCCCUGCGACGUUCCACUCUGGGCUCCUCGAACGACAACGUGACGUUCAGAGAAAGGAAGGAUUAUUCUCAUCUUGGAUUCACGUACCUGGGUGAACAGAGUCCGGUGGAAACUACCACGGAAUUGUAAACAAGACCACGCUGUGCUGUGGAUACGACGUUUGUGUUUUGAUGCUCAAUUCUAAUCUCUCGGCCGGCUCCU